AAACACGAAGAGCUUGAAGUAAAGCUUGGACAGAGAAGAUUAUGGGACAAUAACUCGAGGGGCAUAAAGGAAAAAACAGAGGACACAAACAGAAGGAAGAGACAGAAAAAAAAAACUCGAGAGAGGUAGUGAUGGAGGGAUCUCGAAAGAACGAAAAACUCCAGGUGAAAGAAGGAGGAAUUAAAGGGAAGUCAUGUAAGGGAUGUUUGUAUUACUCAUCUGUUCAUAAAUCCAAAGAACGAAAACCUCUUUGUGUUGGCAUCAGUAGAACUCUUCAAGUACCUAGUCACAUUGUUGGAGAAUCUGAGGUGGAAGCUUCUAAAGAGCAAAGAAGGCUGACAGAUUUUAAGUAUGUAUGUGUGGGCUAUUCAGUGCACAUGGAUAGCAAAGAUAAAGAUCCAUCUACUAAUCCUGAUGCAGGGGCAAGAAACCCAUCAAAUCCACAAGGGAAACGCUCUGAAUUGCCGUUUUGUAUUGGUAUUGAGCUUUUGGUUGAUAAAAGACCUGCAGCAGCAACAGCAACAGCAACAGCAGGCCAAGCUCCAGGACAUGUUCCAGGCCGUGCUCCAGCCCAUGCUCCUGCACAUGCUCGUAAAACGGAAGAUGGUCAACCUUUGUCGCAGCCGCAACCAAGCAAGCCACCACAGCAAGCAGCAGAGGAAUUCUUGCCCAGGUUUACUCGUAAUGCAAAUAUAGUGGCGUCUGGUGUAUUGAAGAACGUAUAUAGAGUUGGCAACUACAUCAAGGCUAACGUUGAUGAUAUGAUGUACCCUUACCGUAGGAGACCCAAGUAACUAAGUUCAGAUGACAACUUUCCGCUGAAAUUGUAUAAUAGAAAGAGAAAAGUAUUAUUUAAGAAGCCAAGUUUGGAUGAAUAUUUAUUUAAGAAGCCAAGUUUGGGUUCGUCCAUUUCAUUCCAUCUUAAACUUAAGUUCUCUUCCUCAUCUUCUUCCUUUACAUUUUUUUUCCUUGUAUUUUGUUCGAGUAAUAAUGUACUAAAUGUUACUGGAAAAAAGUUAAAAUUAUAUGAUUAUUUGAGUAGUAGCUUAGAUUU
This is a messenger RNA of Papaver somniferum (opium poppy), 1054 nucleotides long. RefSeq lists its product as uncharacterized. Lineage: Eukaryota; Viridiplantae; Streptophyta; Magnoliopsida; Ranunculales; Papaveraceae. The record is from RefSeq and is a predicted model, not a curated record. Bases 132 to 794 code for a protein of 220 amino acids. The transcript is spliced from 5 exons.